This is a messenger RNA of Liolophura sinensis, 1826 nucleotides long. RefSeq names its product dnaJ homolog subfamily B member 5-like. The transcript is spliced from 2 exons. Gene Ontology annotation, biological process: ERAD pathway. The record is from RefSeq and is a predicted model, not a curated record. Gene Ontology annotation, cellular component: endoplasmic reticulum. Lineage: Eukaryota; Metazoa; Mollusca; Polyplacophora; Chitonida; Chitonidae. Bases 118 to 864 code for a protein of 248 amino acids. Gene Ontology annotation, molecular function: misfolded protein binding; protein-folding chaperone binding.
UGAAAAUAAGGACGAAGUAUAAUUUUGACAUAAUUAAGUCAUCUGUCAGUCGGUAAGCUGACUCAGCAUAAGUUUUGUACAGAAGUGUUGUUAUUCUGCAAGUAAAGGAAGGUCAAGAUGUCGAAACUGAAGGAUUACUACGGGAUUCUGGGAUUACAGAAAACUGCCUCAGAAGAUGACAUAAAACGGGCAUACCGCAAACUGGCUCUAAAAUGGCACCCUGACAAAAACAAAUCCCCUUUGGCAGAGGAGAAAUUCAAGGAAUUGAGCGAAGCCUAUACUGUUCUGAGCGAUCCUGUUAAACGGAAAAAAUACAAUAUGAUGAACGGUGCAGAAAAUUUGUUCAGGGGUGGAAAUUUUGCCGAGGCGAACUCCUGGUCAGGCUUUAUGGGUAACUUCUCAGAUUUUUGUGGACAGUACUCUAAAAAUGAUGCCUUCAAGACUUUUUCUGAGUUUAUGUAUGAGGGAGGGCUUGGAACAACGUUUGCCGGAGAGGAUGGAGACUACAUUAUUGUAGACGUUCCCCUAGAUGUAGCCAAGUCAGGUGGAAAUGUUGUUGUCCACGGACCGAACGGUGAAAGCCAGGAUGUGUAUGUGAAUGGCAUUCUUGAUGGUGGUUGGUCGCCACUGGUGAAGGAGAAGAUUGGAUCACAGGAAGUUUGGCUGGUUUUUCGAAUAGAUUUCCCAGAAAGCACUUCUGAUGAGGACAAGGAGAAGAUUCAAACCCAGCUUCUGUUCAUGCAGACUGUAUCCACUGCAGUACCCUUGGUUCUGACUGUUAUAAGGAAUACACCCAAGAGUAUCCUUCUGGCUGGAGCUCUAGCUUUAGGAGCCUUCAUGCUAAACAAGCUGACAGAGAAAUAAGACCAAAGAAAACGGCCCAAUAUUGAAGUGAACUAUGAUAUCCACUACUUAUGUGCCUGGAUGCAGAUAAAUUGGACCCAGACUCUGUUCUCUUCUCACUUCAUACUUAUUUAAUAACUCAUUAUUGAGGUGUAGUGAUAAUUAUUUUGUAAUUGUGUGAUUGACUUCUAUUGGUUCACAUCGAUCAAUCAGUUAUUUGCAGGUAUCAGAAGAAAAAAAAACAUGAAUAAAAACUUUCCAGUGAGUCAUGUUGCGAUGAGUGACUGUGAUACAGUAUUACAAAAUAUGGGAUGGAAUACAUGAAGCAGCAGUAUAACAGUUGUGCAAAAUAAUACAGACAUUGCUGUUUGUGAUUGUUCUGGGGACUGCUUUUUAAGGAUUGAAUAAUUCAGAGGGUGAAAUUCUUCAUGUAAUCAUGUUUCUUUCCAGCCCUUGUGAAAACACUACAUAUUUUAAUUCACAAAAGGGACACAAAUAUGGCUGAGGAAUUGUGGGAGAUUUCCUGAACUGAUUACCUUUUAUACUAAAGAUUGUUUUCUGUUAAAUAGGGUAUAAAAAAGUAAGUGCUGUUUUGAUUGACAGCGAAAAAUUCAGAGAUGUGCACCAUGUACCUUCAUUUUGUGUUAUUUAAUAGCUGUUAAUAAUGUAAUGUGAUAGCAUUCCAAAAUAACCAAUUAGCUAAAGGGCUAAUACAUUACAACACAUGUUUUUGCUGGUCUUCAAAGCCUUAUAAAUGACCUAAUUAAAAGUAGGGCAGUUGUAGUUAAUGUUCUUGUGGCAUUAUGGAUUCUAUACCCAUGGAGAGGUCACCAUUUUGUUCUUACUUUAUUAUGUGUGAUAAUCAUCCAAACACUUGAAACAUCUGAAGACCUUCACCACUUUAGGAAUUAGUACAUCAGCUAAUAAUUCAGAAAAUGAAAGAAUGAAAAAUGUAAAAAUUGUUUUGGAACAGCUUGCAAGUU